Messenger RNA from Triticum turgidum subsp. durum (durum wheat), 312 nucleotides. The record is from the annotation of a GenBank genome assembly. Lineage: Eukaryota; Viridiplantae; Streptophyta; Magnoliopsida; Poales; Poaceae.
AUGUCGCUUCUGCACUGCUUCCUGAAACCGUCGAGGAUGAGCCUGCAGCGGUGCGUCGCCGGCGACGACAUGACGGCGGACGAGUUCAAGGAGUGGAUCCGGCGGUUCGACGCGGACCGGGACGGGCGCAUCAGCCGCGACGAGCUGCGGCGCGCCAUGCGGGCGCUGCGCGUGCGGUUCACGCGGCGGAGGAGCAGGAGCGGCAUCACCUACGCCGACGCCGACGGCGACGGGUACAUCGACGACAGCGAGAUCGACGGCCUCGUCGAGUUCGCGCGCACCAGCCUCGGCCUCCGGAUCGUCGCCUGCUAG